AUGAGGAUUUCAAAUAAUAAUUCAGAAUCUGGUAAUUGUGGUGUUGAAUAUACAAAGUUAAUUGAUUCAUUUUCUGAAAAGAUUAGAAUUAAAGAUCAUUGUGUCAAUAUUUCAACAAAUACCAGUACUGAAACUAAAAAUAAUAAUAGUAAUAUAAAUCAAGAUAUCUAUACAAUUACAUUGGUCGGAAAUGGAUCAGAACCACCUUUCAAUGCAAAAGGAUUAGUAUUACCAUCAUUAGGUACUUUAAGAAUUAUUAUACCAGCAGGUCUUGAAGUUGCAUCAUAUAAUCCACAAAUUUAUACAAAUUAUCAUCAUGGUACCGAUCCAACUUCAUCAUUUCAACGUGAUAAAUUUUAUAUUUUCCAUAAAGGUAAUAUUAUAGGAUAUAAUGGUAAUAAUGAUUUAAUAUUUGAACAAAAGAUUGAAAAAUAUGGUUGUUUUGAUUAUUAUGUUGAAUGGGAAGAAGUUGCAAGUAAAAAUGUAAAAUGUGGUCAAAUUGGAACAUUUCAAAUUAAUCCAAUGUUAAAGAUUAAUCAACAAGUGAUACCAAGUGAGUCAAUUUGUUUACAAACAUUCCUUACCAAAUGUAUGGGAUCAAUUGAUCAAUGGGAGAAACAUAUUGAGACAGCAUCAAAACUUGGUUUCAAUAUGAUUCAUUAUACACCAGUUCAAGAGAUUGGUGAAAGUGGUUCAUCCUAUAGUAUCUAUGAUCAACAAUCAAUCUCUUCAAAGAUAUUCGAGGGUGGGAUGAAUAGGAAAAUCAUCAAUGAAGAUGAGAAACUAUUGGCAUUGUCAUCAUUCAUUAGUGAUGCAGAGAAAAAGUAUGGUGUAUUGGGUAUGAUUGAUUUGGUUUGGAAUCAUACAGCAAAUAAUUCAGCAUGGUUAAAUCAACAUCCAGAAGCUGGUUACAAUACUGAUAACUCACCACAUUUGAAAUCCGCAGUUCAAUUGGAUCAAGCAUUACAAGACUAUGGCAAAACAUUGUAUGGUAAAGAGAUAAACAACAUCGAUCAAUUGAAUGAUGUAAUCAAUGAUGUUAAAACCAAAGUAUUACCACCAUUGAAACUUUGGGAAUAUUAUGUGUUGGAUAUCGAAAAGGAGGUUGAAAUAUUUAAAAACACUUUUUUCUCAUCGGGUAGAGUUAAGGAGCAAAUUCCAUCAUCAUGCUCAACAUUUUCACCAUCAUUUUUAAAGAAUAUCAUCUCCAAUCCAAAUCAUGAGAAACAUGAACAAAUCAAAUCAAUCUCAAAGAAUGGUAUAAUUCGUGCUCCAUCCUAUGAGCGUUAUUCGCUUCAUAUCAAUUUGGAUUACACUUAUAAGGUUUUGGAUACUUCAGUAACCUUUUCAAAUAAUUCAUCACCAGAGGAACAAAUUCAAAAGUAUCGUGAUAUACUAUCAAUUGUAAAUUUAGAGAUUUAUAAAGAUUUCGAUCAUGAUACCGAGGCAAUUUUAAAGAAUAUUUUCGAAAGAAUUAAAUAUGAACGUGUUAGUGAUCAUGGUCCAAAACUUGGAAAGAUUACAAAGAGUAAACCAUUGUUGACAUCAUACUUUACAAUAGUACAAUACCGUGAUCCAAAUAAUAGUAGUAUUCGUGAAAUUCCAUUGGCAAAUAAUGGUUGGAUAUUUAAUCAUAAUCCAACAGUGGAUUUCGCAAGUAGUGAAUCACGUGCCUACCUUAGACGUGAUGUCAUUGUUUGGGGUGAUUGUGUGAAAAUGCGUUAUGGUCAAUCACCAUCAGAUAACCAAUGGCUUUGGAAUCAUAUGAAAACUUACACUCAAAAUAUGGCUCGUAUUUUCCAUGCAAUUAGAAUUGAUAAUUGUCAUUCAACUCCAAUUCAUUUAGCUCAAUACCUUUUAGAUGCUGCCAGAGAAAUUCGUCCAGACAUCUACAUAACGUGUGAACUAUUCACUGGUUCUGAAGAGAUUGAUUACUUUUUCGUAAAGAAAUUAGGUAUAAAUUCUCUAAUUCGUGAAGCUAUGCAAUGUGGCGAUUCUUCAGAAUUUACAAGAGUACUCUAUCGUUAUGGUGGUAGACCAAUUGGUAGCAUUCAAGAACCACCAAUAGGUGAAUAUUUAAAUGGUUGUUGUUCAAGAAAUCUUGGUGGUGGAAUAAUAUCACCAAAUGAUUAUGCUUCAAAAUCAUUAAAACCAAGUUUACCACCUGCACUAUUUAUGGAUUGUACUCAUGAUAAUGAAACACCCCACCAAAAGAGAACCAUAGCCGAUACAUUAUCAAAUGCUGCAAUCGUUGCAAUGUCAGCUUGUGCCAUUGGUUCCACUAGAGGUUAUGAUGAAAUCUUCCCAAAAACAAUUGAUCUAGUAAAUGAAACUAGAGUUUACAAUACCAAUGUUAAUCUUUCAAGUGGUAUUCUACCAAUUAGAUCAUUAUUAUCAAAGAUACACUUGGAACUAUCAUGUAAUGGUUUUGAUGAAAUUCAUAUUCAUCAAGAUGGUAAUUUAAUUUUCAUUCAAAGAUAUUCACCAAAAUUAAAUGAAUCAAUAUUUAUGGUUGCUCAUUGUUCAUUCUCAAAUCAACAACAACAACAACAGCAAGAUAAUGAUAAAGAAUUACAUGUACCUUGUAAAAUUUCACAAUUUUUAUUUGGUGCAAAGAUUACCAAUACCCAUAUCAAUAGAAAUGAUUGGAAUACAAAUACAACCAAAUUGAAUGGUAUUGAAGUAGAUUGUGAAAUUCAUUAUCAUGAUAAAGUUUUAAAUCAAUUUUGUCAAAUUCAUGAAUAUAACAAUGAGAAUGGUGCACUUUGUACAACGUUGAAAUUAAAUAACUUUAAAGCUGGUUCCAUUUUAUUCUUUAGAGGUGAAAUUCCAAAACCAAAUAUAGAAUCCAUUAGAAAGAUUGAACAAUUGAUUUUGGAUGAAAAUAAUCAACUCUGUAAAUCAUUUGACAAUGUUGAUUUAAUUGAUAUGAAUGUACUAUUAUUCAGAAUCAAUGAAGAGGAGAAACAAGUCAUUGGUCAUGGUGCUUAUCAUGUCCAAAAUCCAGUUGGUGAAUUAUCAUUCUGUGGUUUACAAGGUUUCGUAACUGAAUUAAAUCAAAUUGCAAAGCAUAAUGAUUUGGGUAAUCAAUUAUGUGGGAAUCUUAGAAAAGGCAAUUGGGCAAUCGAUUAUAUCGUCAAUAGAUUGGAUCAAAGAGUAGCCUUGAAAUCAGUGAAACAAUGGUUAACUCAAUGUUUUGAUCAAUUGAAACAAUUACCAAGACAUUUAAUACCAAUGUAUUUCUAUCAAAUCAUUAUGACAACCUAUCGUUUCGCCACAAAUAAAUCCAUUGAAAAGAUGGGUAAUUCAUUCGUAAAGGAGAGUGAUUCUUGGUUUUCACGUGCAUUGGCUCUCACGAGUAUACAAUUCUUUGGUGUUUCAACACCAUUAAUUUCAAAUCCAAAUGUAUUAGAAGGUGUUAAAGAUAGAGAAGCUUCACUUGCUGCUGGUUUCCCACAUUUUGCAACUGGUUAUAUGAGAUCCUGGGGUAGAGAUACUUUCAUAUCCCUACGUGGUAUCCUUUUAGUGACCAAUCGUUAUCGUGAAGCAAUUAAUAUCAUCGUUGGAUUUGGUAGUUGUUUAAGAUUUGGUUUAAUUCCAAAUCUUUUAGAUUGUGGUACCAAACCAAGAUUCAAUUCAAGGGAUUCCGUUUGGUGGUAUUUACGUUCAAUUCAAGAUACUUACAAUUGUUUACCAACAGAGAAAGAGAAAGAUCAAUUUUUAAAUCAAACUAAAGUCUAUCGUUUAUUCCCACCCACAAAUUACAUUUCGCCAAUCUCUACAAUCGCAGAGAUCAUUCAAGAGAUUUUACAAGCUCAUGCAAGUGGUAUUCAUUUCCGUGAACCAAAUGCAGGUAGAGAAAUUGAUGAUAGAAUGAGAGAUGAAGGUUUCAAUAUUAGCAUUGAUCUAAAUUUAACUAAUGGUUUCCUUUAUGGUGGUAAUCGUAGUAAUUGUGGUACUUGGAUGGAUAAAAUGGGUGAAUCAACAAAAGCAAACAACUAUGGUGAACCUGCAACACCCCGUGAUGGAGCCCCGAUUGAAAUCACUGCAAUGCUUUAUUCAACAUUAUCUUGGAUCUCUGAUUUAUAUAAACUUGAUAAAUUUAAACACGGCGGUGUUGAAAUUUUAAAAUCAAAAGAUAAUAACGAUAAUAAUAAUAAUAAUAAUAGCAAAACUGAUAUUUUAACUUAUCAAGAUUGGUCAAAAUUAAUUGAAACAAAUUUUGAAAAAUAUUAUUAUGUUCCAUCAAGCGGUGAUGAUAAGAAAUAUAUUAUCAAUUCAAAUUACGUUCAUCGUAGAUUCAUUUAUAAAGAUGUAGUUGGUAGUGCAAACGUUUUCUCUGAUUACCAAUUAAGACCAAAUAUUUGUGUUGCAAUGUCAUUUGCACCAAAGUUAUUCAAUGAUCAACAUGCAAAUAAAUGUAUUGAUAUCAUUAGAAAUUCAUUGGUUGGUCCAAUCGGUAUGAAAACUCUUGAUCCAAAUGAUCCAAAUUAUCAUGGUAACUAUGAUAAUUCAUCAGAUUCUGGUUAUAAACCAACAUCAAGAGGUUUCAAUUAUCAUAAUGGUCCUGAAUGGGUUUGGUGUUAUGGUUUCUUUUUGGAAUCAAUUGUACAAUUUAAACAGUUCCCUUCGAUUUCAACAAAGAAUCAUUUAAUCAAUUCAUUAUUAAUUAAACAUAAACUUUACAUUCAAAAUGAUAAACGUUUCUCAUUACCAGAGUUAACUAAUCGUGAAGGUAGUUUUUGUAAAGAUAGUUGUGAUUCUCAAGCUUGGUCAAUUGCAACAAUUUUAGCUUCACCUUAUCAAUUAUCAAUUACUAAAAAUUAA
Messenger RNA from Dictyostelium discoideum AX4, 4827 nucleotides. RefSeq names its product glycogen debranching enzyme (gene agl). NCBI's taxonomy places the organism in Eukaryota, Evosea, Eumycetozoa, Dictyosteliales, Dictyosteliaceae. Gene Ontology annotation, molecular function: 4-alpha-glucanotransferase activity; amylo-alpha-1,6-glucosidase activity. The coding region runs from base 1 to 4827 and encodes 1608 amino acids. The transcript is spliced from 2 exons. Gene Ontology annotation, biological process: carbohydrate metabolic process; glycogen catabolic process. The record is from RefSeq and is a predicted model, not a curated record.